Molecule: messenger RNA, 890 nt
Organism: Brassica napus (rape)
Lineage: Eukaryota; Viridiplantae; Streptophyta; Magnoliopsida; Brassicales; Brassicaceae
Exons: 1
Coding region: 4-879 (291 amino acids)
Molecular function (GO): zinc ion binding; nucleic acid binding
Source: RefSeq, a predicted model, not a curated record
UUAAUGGAGGGCGAAAAGGGCGUUUCUAGGGUUUUGGGUGGCAGCGAGCACGAUACGGCCAUGGAUGAUUUCGUGGACCAAGGGCGUCCUCCGGGGGAUCCUCCGGACAUGACGGGCUCGUGGGUGAGGAAGGUUACGGGCUCGAGCGCUGGAGGGAUGCCAAAUCCGGAGGAGCUGAUUGACGAUGCGUUUGUUUCAGAAAGAGUCAGGCUGGAACUUCCGAAUGGAGAAGAGGGGGAACCGGUGAUCACGAUUGAACAAGAGGUGCUAGAAGCCAUGAACGGGCUGUGGAAACACUGCAUGAUUGUUAAAGUUCUGGGGCGAGUUACUUCCAUCGCGGUAUUGACCCGGAAGCUUCGUGAGAUGUGGAAGCCAAAGGGCUCGAUGUGCGUAAUGGACCUCCCGCGACAAUACUUUAUGAUCAGGUUCGGAGAAGAAGAUGAGUAUUUGGCGGCGCUUGCAGGGGGGCCUUGGAGAGUGUUCGGGAGUUACCUUGUGGUACAAGCAUGGACACCAUCCUUCGAUCCCAUAAAUGAUGAUAUCGUAACGACCCCUGUGUGGAUACGGUUGGCAAAUAUACCUAUCAAUUUCUAUCACAAAUCCAUCUUGAUGGGAAUCGCUAAGGGGCUAGGAAAACCGGUCAAAGUGGAUUUAACGACGUUGAACUUCGAAAGGGCAAGAUUCGCCAGGAUUUGUGUUGAGGUGAACCUGAGAAAACCUUUGAAGGGCUCGAUAGUGAUAAACGGAGACAGAUACUUUGUAUCAUAUGAAGGUCUAUCGCAAAUCUGUUCUAGCUGUGGGAUGUUUGGCCACUUGGUGCAUAAGUGUCCGAAUGUAAUCCAAGAGCGAACGGCCAUUGACAGGACCUCUAAAGUUUAGAGAACCAAUCC